GUCUUAGAUUCUCACUACGGGCAUUCAUAGAUUGGGUACCGGUCAAGUACGAGAUGCGACACGAAUACGCCUCGGACCACUCUUCCAGCAAGUAUUCAGGUCUCCCAAAUGACGACAAUACUCAGGCUUGGGACGACCUUAUCAUGCGUGAGCCAUCUCAGCGAAGUCCUAGCGAGAAACUUUUUCAAAAACUGACGCAGCCAAAAGCAACUUUCUUCAACACCUCGGCAGACGAACUCGCCCAGGUAGGAGAAGAAGUCGACAAUUCUGUGCGUCUCGCGGAUGGCGGAUACAUCGCAGGACUAGGAGUGUACCACGAUAUCCACUGUCUAAGGCGACUCCGACUCUUUCUCCACAGUGAUUACUACUAUCCCCCGCUUACAGAAGUAAACCUUCGCUAUCUCCGCAAGCACCUAGACCAUUGCAUCGAAUCUCUCCGAAAAGCAGUUAUGUGUAAUGUUGAUACAAACAUUUAUACGUUCACAUGGGACGACACCACCGCAGCGGAUCAUCGGCCGAAUCCGAAGUCGAAUCAAAUGCGGAAAUGCACGAAUUGGGAGGCGGUGGAAGGUUGGGUGACCAAGCGGCAUGUGCCACUUAAUCCGAUGCUGAUGAGGCCGAGUGGGGUGAGCGAUAGGAUUCAUAUGGUUUGA
Messenger RNA from Mytilinidion resinicola, 653 nucleotides. RefSeq lists its product as uncharacterized. Bases 54 to 653 code for a protein of 199 amino acids. The record is from RefSeq and is a predicted model, not a curated record. NCBI's taxonomy places the organism in Eukaryota, Fungi, Ascomycota, Dothideomycetes, Mytilinidiales, Mytilinidiaceae. The transcript is spliced from 3 exons. Gene Ontology annotation, biological process: mycotoxin biosynthetic process.